GUUCAGUUGUGCUGCUUUUGGUGCUUCUUAUACUCUAUCAGUUUUACAGAAAUUUGAGAUUGAAAGGAGAAGAUUGUGCGAGACUUCGAAAGUUUUUGGAUGAUUAUCGAUUACUCAAACCUACUAGAUUCACUUUUGUUGAUCUUAAUCGAAUCAUAUGUGGUUUUAAAUAUAAGUUAGGUGAAGGUGCUCAUGGAAAAGUGUUCAAAUGAAAGCUUUUCGAUGAAAUUUUGGUAGCUGUGAAGAUGCUCAAUAACUCAAAGGAGGAUGAUGGGAAAGAGUUCAUGAAUGAAAUAGGAGUUAUAGGUAAAAUCCACCAUGUCAACGUGGUUCGCUUACUGGGCUUCUGUGCUGAUGGAUUUUGCCGUGCUCUUGUUUAUGACUACUUUCCAAGUGGCUCCUUACAAAACUUCAUAUCUGCUCCAAAUGACUAUGGCUCAUUCCUUGGCUGGCAAAAGCUGCACAAAAUUGCUAUUGGUCUAGCUAAAGGGAUUGAGUAUCUUCAUCAAGGUUGUGAUUAUCAAAUUCUUCACUUUGAUAUUAAUCCUCAUAAUGUAUUAUUAGCUGAAAACUUCAUUCCAAAAAUCUCUGAUUUUGGUUUAGCCAAGUUAUAUCUAAAAAAUCAAAAUACAAUGUCCAUAACAGCAAUAAAGGGAACUUUAGGUUACUUUGCACCAGAAGUUUUUUCUAGAAAUUUUGGAAAUGUAUCCUACAAGUCAGAUAUUUAUAGUUUUAGAAUAUUGUUGAUAGAAGUAGUAAGAGGGAGAAAAAAUAUAGACAUGGUGCAAGAACAUUUUCAAGUUUUAUACCCAGAAUGGAUUCAUAGUUUAGUAUAAGGAAGAGAUGUGUGUAUCCCGAUAGAAAAUGAAGAAGAUAUUAGCAUAGCAAAGGGUUUGGCUAUUGUAGGACUUUGGUGCAUUCAGUGGUAUCUAAUUAAUCGUCCAUCCAUGAGACAUGUGGUGCAAAUGUUGGAAGGAGAUGAAGAUAAGUUAAAAGUCCCCCCUACUCCU
Messenger RNA from Prosopis cineraria, 1010 nucleotides. RefSeq names its product rust resistance kinase Lr10-like. Gene Ontology annotation, molecular function: ATP binding; protein kinase activity. Gene Ontology annotation, biological process: protein phosphorylation. The record is from RefSeq and is a predicted model, not a curated record. The transcript has a single exon. Lineage: Eukaryota; Viridiplantae; Streptophyta; Magnoliopsida; Fabales; Fabaceae. The coding region runs from base 246 to 836 and encodes 196 amino acids.